Saccostrea cuccullata (small rock oyster) is the source of this 1287-nucleotide messenger RNA. RefSeq lists its product as uncharacterized. The record is from RefSeq and is a predicted model, not a curated record. The transcript has a single exon. NCBI's taxonomy places the organism in Eukaryota, Metazoa, Mollusca, Bivalvia, Ostreida, Ostreidae. Bases 1 to 1287 code for a protein of 428 amino acids.
AUGAACUCUUGCAAUGGAAGGACCUUGACAUCCGGAAGACGUGCAUCCGGAUUUGUACUAGAAUCAUGUGAUCAUCAAGUGCACAUAGACUUACCUGGUCUCGUUGAAUGUGACAACAUUCCUGACAAUAGACACGAGAUUCCGUCACCGGAAGUCACUAGGUAUCAUCGUCACCUGUGUGACAUUGACCUUUACAGUUUGGACCAUAAUUGUCAAAUCCUGUUGCUUCUUGGUAGAGACGUACCUUAUGUGCACCACAUUCUUGACCAGAGGACUGGUCACCCUGAUGCUCCUAUUGGACUUAGAUCUCCACUAGGAUGGACUAUCGUCGGUGAUGUGUGUGUAGGAUCUCAACAUGGCCCAGUCAAUGUGUACAAAACAUACGUGUUGUCCAGUGGACGACCUUCCCUUCUACAUCCUUGCGAGAACAAGGUAAACAUCAAGGAGCUGCCUACGCCAAGUGUACCCUGUAGACAAUCUUUAGACUACUCAGGUCACAAUGUUUUCGCACUAACACCUCAUGACAAUAAGCAAGGAUUAUCCACGGAGGAUAGGGCCUUUCUACAGGAGAUGGAAAAAGAGUUCAAGAAAAAUAGUGAAGGGAAUUGGGAAGCCCCACUUCCAUUUAAGGAGCAACGGCCAUUGUUACCAAACAAUCGGGUCAUGGCCUUGGAGAGGGCCAGGAGAUUUGACACUAGUUUGAGAAGAGAUCUCGUCAAACAGAAACAUUUUUUCGAGUUUAUGCAGAAACUAUUUGAUAGCAAGCAUGUUGAGAUUGCACCACCAGUCAAACAGAAUGAAGAAGUGUGGUAUUUACCCGUUUUUGGCGUAUACAAUCCCCACAAGCCUGACCAGAUCCGUGGAGUGUUCGACUCCUCGGCUACAUUUCAUGGACUUUCCUUGAACAAUGUCUUGAUGUCUGGUCCGGACCUUAACAACAGUUUGCUUGGAGUGCUCAUCAGAUUCCGCAAGGAACCAAUAGCCAUAACAGCCGACAUCCAACAAAUGUUCCACUGUUUUUAUGUAAGACCAGAUCACAGGAACUAUCUUAGAUUUUUCUGGCACCAUGAAAAUGACGUUAACCAAGAGCUUAAGGAGUAUAGAAUGAGAGUCCAUGUAUUUGGAAACAAACCCUCACCCUCGGUAGCUACAUAUGGUUUACACAGAACAGCUUUAGAUGCUAGAGACUCAUUUGGACCUGAUGUCACCGACUUUGUUCUAAACCACUUCUACGUAGAUGACGGAUUAAUCUCCCUACCUUCUGUCGACCAGGCUGUCGAUUUUUAA